AUGGGGGGAGGCGGCGAGCGCCGGGCGCGGGCGCUGUGGCUGGCGGUGCUGUGGUUGUGGUUGCCCGGGCGGUGCGGCGGCGCCAUGGACGAGUGCACGGAGGAGCGGAGCGGCCGGCCGCAACGCUGCAUGCCCGAGUUCGUCAACGCCGCUUUCAACGCCACGGUGCUGGCCACCCACACGUGCGGGACGCCGGCCGAGGAGUACUGCGUGCAGACCGGCGUCACCGGCGUCACCCAGUCCUGCCACCUCUGCGACGCCGCCCAGCCCCACCUGCGCCACGGCGCCGCCUUCCUCACCGACUACAACAGCCCGGCCGACGCCACCUGGUGGCAGAGCCGCACCAUGCUGGCCGGCGUGCAGCACCCCGCCGCCGUCAACCUCACCCUCCACCUGGGAAAGGCCUUUGACAUCACGUACGUGCGUCUGAAGUUUCACACCAGUCGGCCGGAGAGCUUUGCAAUCUACAAACGCACCAGGGAAGAUGGCCCGUGGGUGCCCUACCAGUAUUACAGUGGCUCCUGUGAGAGCACGUAUCACAAAGUCAAUCGUGGCUUUAUUCGGACUGGGGAGGAUGAGCAGCAGGCGCUCUGCACAGAUGAGUUCAGUGACAUCUCCCCUCUCACUGGGGGCAACGUGGCCUUCUCAACGCUGGAGGGGCGUCCCAGUGCCUAUAACUUUGACAACAGCCCUGUGCUACAGGAAUGGGUGACGGCUACAGAUAUUAGAGUGACCCUCAAUCGUCUGAACACAUUUGGAGAUGAAGUUUUCAAUGACCCAAAAGUUCUCAAGUCUUAUUACUAUGCGAUUUCUGAUUUUGCUGUGGGUGGUAGAUGCAAAUGUAAUGGGCACGCGAGUGAGUGCGUGAAGAAUGAGUUUGGGAAGCUGGUCUGCAACUGCAAACACAACACCUUUGGGGUCGACUGUGAAAAGUGUCUUCCUUUCUUCAAUGACCGACCAUGGAGGAGAGCGACGGCAGAGAGCGCCAAUGAAUGCUUGCCUUGCGACUGCAAUGGGAGGUCGCAGGAGUGCUACUUUGACCCUGAGCUGUACCGCUCGACAGGCCACGGGGGCCACUGCAUGGGCUGCUCGGAUAACACCGACGGUGCCCACUGCGAAAGGUGCAGGGAUAGCUUCUAUCGCCUGGGGAGCGAGGAGGGAUGUUUGCCCUGCAGCUGCAACCCAGUUGGCUCCCUCAGCACGCAGUGCGACAGCUACGGCCAGUGCAGCUGCAAACCCGGCGUGAUGGGAGAGAAGUGUGACCGGUGCCAGCCAGGUUUCCACUCCCUAUCUGAAGCUGGGUGCAGGCCCUGUUCUUGCAAUCUGGCUGGCAGCACAGGGGAGUGCAACGUCGAGACAGGACGGUGUACGUGCAAGGACAAUGUUGAAGGCUUCCACUGCGAGAGAUGCAAACCUGGAUUUUUCCAUCUGGAUUCCUCCAAUCCAAGGGGCUGUACCCCCUGCUUCUGUUUUGGACACUCUUCAGUCUGCACCAACGCCGUCGGCUACAGUACCUACAGCAUCACCUCCAGCUUCCAGUUUGGAGAGGACGAGUGGCGUGCUGAGCAGCGCGAUGGCUCGGAAGUCUUACUCCAGUGGAGUGCGGAGACCCAGGAUAUCUCUGUUAUCUCGGACAGCUACUUCCCCAUGUAUUUUGUUGCGCCACGCAAGUUCUUGGGCAACCAGGUUUUGAGUUAUGGGCAAAACCUGACCUUCUCCUUCCGCGUGGACAGACGGGACACACGCCUCUCCGCAGAGGACCUGGUGCUGGAAGGGGCUGGACUGAGAGUGUCAGUGCCGCUCAUUGCCCAGGGCAACCCUUACCCCAGCGAGAACGCACUGAUCUACACCUUCAGGCUCCACGAGGCUACAGAUUAUCCGUGGAGGCCUGCUCUUACGGCAUUCGACUUCCAGAAGCUUCUCCACAACUUGACUUCCAUCAAGAUCCGUGGGACGUACAGUGAGAGAAGUGCUGGCCACCUGGAUGACGUUACCAUCACAAGUGCUCGUCCUGGACCCGGCGUGCCCGUGGCCUGGGUGGAGAGCUGCUCCUGUCCAGCGGGAUACGAGGGGCAGUUUUGUGAGCGCUGCUCGUCUGGGUACCGGCGAGAGACACCGAGCCUCGGGCCCUACAGCCCCUGCGUGCCUUGUGCUUGCAACGGGCACAGCGAGACAUGCGAGCCUGAGACAGGUAUGUGCAAUUGCAGGGAUAACACGGCGGGGUCUCACUGUGAGAAGUGCCGCGAUGGGUAUUACGGAGAUGCGACAGCGGGCACGGCCUCAGACUGCCAGCCCUGCCCGUGCCCAGGCAGCUCGAGCUGUGCCAUCGUGCCCCGCACAAAGGAGGUUGUGUGCACCAGCUGCCAGGCUGGUACUACAGGCAAGAGGUGCGAGCUGUGUGAUGACGCCUAUUUUGGAGACCCGCUGGGCGAAAAUGGUGCUGUGAGGCCUUGCCGCCUCUGCCAGUGCAAUGACAACAUCGAUCCCAACGCCGUGGGGAACUGUGACCGCCAGACGGGCGAGUGCCUCAAGUGCAUCUACAACACCGCUGGCUUCUACUGUGACCGCUGCAAGGAUGGCUUCUUUGGGAACCCCCUGGCCCCUGAUCCUGCCGACAAGUGCAGAGCAUGUCACUGCAAUCCCUACGGCACUGUGAAUCAGCAGACGAGUUGCAAUCAAGUGACCGGGCAGUGCGAGUGCCUGUCUCACGUCACCGGGAGGGACUGCAGCACCUGUGAGCCUGGCUUCUUCAACCUCCAGAGCGGACGUGGCUGUGAGAGGUGCAACUGCCACUCGCUUGGCUCCACCAACGGCCAGUGUGACAUCCGAACCGGGCAGUGCGAGUGCCAGCCUGGCGUCGCCGGCCAGCGUUGCGACAGAUGCGAGGUCAACCACUUCGGCUUUGGCUCCGAAGGCUGUAAACCCUGCGACUGUGAUCCCGAGGGUUCGCGCUCCCUGCAGUGCCAGGAGAACGGUCGCUGCGAGUGCAAGGAAGGCUUUGUGGGGAGCCGCUGUGACCAGUGUGAAGAGAACUAUUUCUACAACCGCUCCUGGCCGGGCUGCCAAGAGUGUCCAGCCUGUUACAGAUUAGUGAAAGAUAAGGUGGCGGAGCAACGAGAGAGGCUGCAGGAGCUAGAAAAUCUUAUAGCAAAUCUGGGUACGGGAGAAGAAACUGUAACCGAUCAAGCCUUUGAAGAGAGGUUGAAGCAGGCAGAAAGAGAUGUUAUGAAGUUGCUCCAGGAAGCACAAAACAGCAAAGACGUAGAUCAGGGCCUCAUGGAUCGUCUUAAAGACAUCAACAGCACGCUAGCGAGUCAGCUCAACAGGCUGAGGAACAUCCAGGGCACAGUGCGGGAGACAGAGAACCUGGCAGAGCAAGCCCGGGUGCGGGUGGAGGACACAGAAGACCUGAUCAGCUUAGCUUCCGAUAUGCUUGAGAAGGCAAAGAUGGCAGCUGACAAUGUGUCCAUUACACCUCCGGAGUCAAGCGGGGACCCUAACAACAUGACUCUAUUGGCAGAAGAGGCCCGUAAGCUGGCUGAAAGACACAAAAAAGAAGCUGAUGAGAUUGUUCGCAUAGCCAAGGCAGCAAAUGAUACUUCCACAGAAGCGUAUCAACUGCUGCUGAAGACCCUGGCGGGAGAAAACCAAACUGCAAAUGACAUCAAUGAGCUCAAUCAGAAGUAUAAUCAAGCAAGGAAUAUUUCUCGAGACCUAGAGAAACAGGCCAACAGGGUGCUUGAGGAGGCAGAGGAAGCUGGAAACAAAGCCCUGCAGAUCUACGCUAAUCUCACCAGUCUGCCUACCGUGGAUUCCGCGGGGCUAGAGAAUGAAGCAAAUAAGAUCAAGAAGGAAGCGGAGGAGUUAGAUCAGCUAAUUGCCAGAAAGCUGAAAGAUUACGAGGACUUGAGAGAAGACAUGAAAGGAAAGGAGCUAGAAGUAAAGAACCUCUUGGAGAAAGGGAAGACAGAGCAGCAGACUGCAGACCAGCUCUUGGCUCGAGCAGAUGCAGCGAAAGCCCUGGCUGAAGAAGCUGCUCGGAAGGGCAAUGGCACAUUACAGGAAGCUAAUACCAUUCUCAGCAACCUGAAAGAUUUUGAUAAGCGGGUGAAUGAUAACAAGACAGCAGCCGAGGAGGCGCUGAAAAAGAUUCCUGCCAUUACCCAAACCAUUGCUGAAGCCAACAAUAAGACGCGCCAGGCGGAGCUGGCGCUUGGCAAUGCUGCUGCUGAUGCCCGCGAAGCCAAGACUAAAGCAGAUGAUGCUGAGAAAAUCGCCGGUUCUGUUCAGAAGAGUGCUGCUGCUACCAAAGCCGAAGCUGACAAGACUUUCGCUGAUGUGACGGGGCUGGCCAGAGAAGUGGACGACAUGAUGAAGCAACUACAGGAUGCAGAAAAAGAUCUGAAGCAGAAGCAGGAUGAUGCUGAGCAGGAUAUGAUGAUGGCAGGCAUGGCCUCACAGGCUGCCCAGGAGGCAGAAGACCGUGCAAGAAAAGCAAAGAACUCUGUGAACAGCUUGCUUGCCACCGUUAAUGACCUGCUGGAUAAAUUAGGGCAACUGGAGACAGUGGACUUGAACAAACUGAAUGAGAUUGAGGGUACCCUGAACAGUGCCAAAGAAUGGAUGAAAGAUAGCGACCUGGACCAGAAAGUGUCUUUCCUUGAGAGAGAAGCCAGGAAGCAAGAUGAUGCGAUACAGGCCUACAACAGGGACAUCGAAGAGAUCCUGAAGGACAUUAGCAACCUGGAAGACAUCAAGAAGACCUUGCCAUCUGGCUGUUUCAACACCCCGUCCAUUGAGAAACCCUAAGGGUGCGCUGGGGGUGGGGGUUAUUCCUCCGGUGAGCGGUGGAGCGGUGGGUUGGCUAUGGAGUGCCUUAACACACAUUACCUUCUUCAAAUCCCCAACUCUUCGCUGCUCGCAGCCACUGUUUUCUUUUCAAAUCAGGAUAAGUUGAAAGUUUUUUUUUUUUUAAGAGAAGCAAAUUAAAUAUCCGUCUUUGGGCAUCAAAGGGGUUUUUUUAUAUAAAUUGUCUUCCUGAGCACUCCGCCUUUGCCCCUUUCUCAGACACAGUUUCCCUUUGAUUAGCGCAAGGAUGAGAGAUGCUCUGGACUCUUUUUACUGUGGUUCAGAAAUAACCAUGUGAGCUGUAUACAGCAAGGCAAAACUAACCCUACUUUCUCUCCUCUCUUCUCCUCUUCACUGUAAAAUCCUUGGUCCUGGAGCUCUCUGUCCCUAUGAAGGAAGGGGAUGGCUACCAAAGUAUUACUGUAACGGCCAGUAUAGCUGCACUCAUUCAGAUCCCUCUUCCCAACUUCUAACCCUGUGAAUUUAUUUUUUUUUUUAUCGUUACCUAGUGGCCAAUCGACAGCGUUGGUAGCCUUUGACAAAAUAGCCGAAGCCUCUUUCUGAAAUGCUUUCUGUGAUGGUGCAUCACUCUGAGAAAAACGCAGCCUCUGAGAGGAGCUCUUUGAGAAGAUGGGAUACUGGUGGAGUGGUGGGUCUUUACUGGUGGAGUGGUAGGUCUUGCCAGCCCCGCUCCUGGUCUGUGGAGAAGUUUUGGGUCCGGUCUGUAAGCAGCUGCCUGCCAGGUAGUCCAGGCUGGGGAGUGCGGAAGCCAUCAGCUGCGUUCCCAUCUGUAGGUGUUGCUAUCAAAUUGCCAGAGGAUCUUUUUUUUUUUUUUUGGCUACGAAUGUCUAAUUGACAGAUUAGUUUGUUCAAACAGGAAAAGUCUUGCUGAAGAGGAGAGCUGCCGUCCGGAGAGCUCUGACAGCUGCACUGGCCUUCAUGCUGAAUGUCUUUGGGUGGGGAAGGAAGGGGGCAUGCAAGUGGAAAUGAAAAGGUCUUUCUCCCCAUCUUCCUGGAGGAGGACAGUGGCAUUUUUGUAUCUCCCGGCAUUGCUCUCGCCUUUUGCCUGUUUUGAACGUGGCAGAAAGAGCUGGCAUUUACCAGUGCCCUCCUUUCUUUUUGCCUACUGAUCUCCCGGUCACCGUGAAGCCGCUGCAGCACAGGGACUUCAGGCCAGGCUCGGGUGGCAAUUCUGCAUUUCACACCGCUGCUGCCACCUCCCCGGCAGGCUCCAUCCCCAGGUAGUGUCUCCCAGCUGCUUACUGGUGCUGGGUGGGAGCGGUGGGGAGCCCUUCACUCCUCCUCUGGCCCUCCUCUGAGAUGAGAGCAUCCUCUGCGGCUGCCUCCUUGCCUCCAGCCUGGCAUCCCCCCCCCGCCCCCUCCUUGAGAUCCAGUAUAUAGCUAUCCUUAAACACUAUGCAACUUCGUACGUUUGCGUAGCGGGGAAGAAAUUAUCUGACACACACUGGUGCUAUUAAUUAUUUCAAAUUUAUAUUUUUUGUGUGAAUGUGAUUUUUUUUUUUUUCCGUUUUUUUAUCAUGAUUAUAGUGUGAGGAAGUCUCUCAUGUGUGCGUAUGUGUGUGUAAAUAUACUCAGCCAUAUUUCCAGAGUGGCACAGCCUGGCCUCCUCUAUGUGCUUUCCCUUAUAGCCAUCGGGGCGCGUGCACCGUGUAUCGCUUCUUUCCGUAUUAUUCCCUUAGAGCUCAGUAUUUCUCCUAGCUGGGCUCCUGCUUUCUGCCCUCUCCCUUAUCCUCAGCACCCGUAUGGGCAUCAGCAAAACCGUUUUGCCCCUUGAGUGGGUGCUGUCUAGCCCUCCCUCCAAAGCCAGCCCUGAUGCGUGGUGUUCACAGCACCCCAUUUUGUGUCCCUUGUCCCUGGGGACAUCGUGCCAGGAGGAGAGUAGGGGCUGUGGCUUUGCAGCUGGGCUGUGAGGAGCUGUAGCACUGUCAGGAGACCGGACCCAGCGUUGAGGUGGUCAGAAAGCUGGAUUUAGGGACGUCUUGAUACCACUGUGCGAGGCGGGAGGCUUGGUGCACCCUCGGGAACGGCGCUGCUGGGCGGGGGGUGUUCCCCGCAAACCCCGUAUUGCUCUUGUACCCCUUCUCUUGGAGAUUCUUACCACUUACCAGCUUGGGAUUUCCCCCUGCCUGCAAACAUAACUAAUACCUGGAGGAGAGCUUACCUGUGCUCACCCACGCCUGUGGGACGUUGAGGUCAGUGUCUUGGCCGGCUGCUCUGGUCAGAUGGCUGGCUGUAACCGCGUCACCUCUCUGCCAAGGCUGUGAGAAGAGCAGAUGCGAAGAUGCGCGCACGCCCUGGCUGACCUCAGGCCUAAGGUUUCCUGCUUUCUUCUCUUUUUUUUUUUUUCUUAAGCUGUUUUUAACAGAAUUUUAUUUUUAAAUAAAAAAAAAAAUCUUUAUAAGCGAUCUCUUAAUCACUACUGCAUUACAGCCAUUAUUCAUUGUAUAAGUCCAGUUAUUUCUUUACGUAAUGUGAUGAUGCGACAGCUGCUGGUGGAGUGCUGGAUGUCACGGGCAACGCGUGACAAUCCCUUCAUCACCUUAUUCCUGACUGUGGCCCCCUCAGUACGUGCCUUCACUCCAGCUUUUUGCCUUAAUCUGUGGUCUUGCUGUCUGGGGCGGUGAACAAAAUGCAACACUUGCAGUUUUUAUGUAUAAAACAGUAUUUCUUAUUUAUAAUAAAGUCUGAAUAUUUGUAACCCCUUA
Molecule: messenger RNA, 7574 nt
Organism: Gavia stellata (red-throated loon)
Lineage: Eukaryota; Metazoa; Chordata; Aves; Gaviiformes; Gaviidae
Gene: LAMC1
Product: laminin subunit gamma 1
Exons: 28
Coding region: 1-4809 (1602 amino acids)
Molecular function (GO): extracellular matrix structural constituent
Source: RefSeq, a predicted model, not a curated record